This is a messenger RNA of Bolinopsis microptera, 2109 nucleotides long. Its product is annotated as ELKS/Rab6-interacting/CAST family member 1-like. The transcript is spliced from 16 exons. Gene Ontology annotation, biological process: ubiquitin-dependent protein catabolic process. Lineage: Eukaryota; Metazoa; Ctenophora; Tentaculata; Lobata; Bolinopsidae. The record is from RefSeq and is a predicted model, not a curated record. Gene Ontology annotation, molecular function: ubiquitin protein ligase activity. Bases 98 to 1900 code for a protein of 600 amino acids.
UAACGUAUAUGUUUUGGCUGCCGAUAUUUUGUUGAAGUUUUUCUUGUAACACUAACAUAGUGGUGCAGUAUAAGGAGUGCCCUCUGAAAGAACAUAAAUGUCCGGUAAGGACCGGAACUCUCCCAGUACCUCCGGGGCGCAGUUUGGGGUUUGUUCCAUUUGCAAGGACAACACCGUAUCUGAUAUCAAUUCUACAAGGUGCGGACACAUUUUUCACGGAGACUGUGUGAAAAGAUGGUUAGAGAACUCGACUAUAUGCCCUGUGUGCAGAACAAAUAUAACAGGGGACGAACUCAUCAAGAUAUACCCCGGGACACAGGAUAGAAACGAAGUUCCCAUAGCAAACAGUCUGCUGACUGAGGAGGAGCUCAAGUCACUCACUCUAGAAGCAUUUAAGUCCCAGAACAUAGUGUACAACCAGUUGUCCUUACUUGGAGAGAAGCUCUCUGCUCAGACCACAUAUAUUGAGACUCUUAAAGCAAAGUUGGAGGACAAGGAACAGAAGUUGGGGGUGGUGGAGGGUGAGAGGACAAAGUUAGAGGAGAAUCUGCUCAAGUUAUCUCUGAGUCAUGAAGAAUUACAGGUGGCUUCGACGAAGCUAAAAUCGGAAAAAGAAAGUUGUCAAAAUAAGCUGGAAGAGAUUGAUGCUACGGUGGAUUUUAUGGACACUCUGGUUGAACAACAUAAAGCUGAUUAUCAGGAGUCUCGUAACACUAUUGGGGAGCUGGAAGACGAGUUGGCUACAAUUCAGGCAGCAUGCACUGAAAUGGAAGAGACAAUUUCGAGAAUACAGCUUAUUAAAUACGAAAUUGAAACUGAGGAACAAUCGGAGAGGGCUCUGGACGAUUUUGUGGAAGACUUAGUGAACGUGAACUGUGAACUGAGAAAAAAGAUGAGUGUCACUGAGCGAGCUGAGGAGACAAAGGAUUACAAAAUCAUGGAUUUAGAACUUAAUGUGAACGGUCUCCGGGAAACACUGCGAGAUGUUCAGGAGUCAUACGCUGACCAGAGCUCCGAAUCAAAAGAAAUGGAACAAGCACUCCGUACCAUGCAGAGGCUAUAUAAAGAUCAGGGUGAUGAGCUAAUGUCACUCAAAGAAGAAAGGGACCAGUAUCAAAGUGACUUAAAAGAUAUGCUAGACAGUUUAAAAAAGAGCGAGGAAGUAGUUGGUGACGUUGAAGCUAUGCGAAGACAAAGUGAACUUCUCAAUCAGUCGUACGAAGGACAACUGGCUGACAGUAAAAUGAAAAUACUAAAUCUCAAGCGAGACAAAAAAGAUGCUGUCACGAUGGUCGGGUUAAAGGAGGACGUCAUUAGGACCCUGCAAGACUCGAUAAAUACUACAGCAAACAGUUACCUGGACCAACUAGACAAGUUUGCUGGGCAGUCGGACGGUAUAACUGCUGAAAGGGGACGGGAAACUGACGCUCUCGCCAUCUUAGAUCAACGCUUCAAGAUACUGUCAGAAGAGAUUGAGAAGAAAGAUAACCUUCUGAUUCAUUUGAUGAACGAGAAAACAACCCUUGAGGAGGAGAGAAACGUUAAAGUUCAAAUAGCGGGACAGGAAUUACAAGACAAAGUGGACACGAUGUCAGAAAAGAUAAAAAAGUUGGAGGGGGAAAUUAAAGACCGGGAGAAUAUGAUGGAGGAAAAAGAAAUGGUGAUCGCUCAUUUAGUGAACGUUGUUAACAGAUAUGCGUUCAAUGACAGAGACGACGGUAGAAAUGGGAACCCAAAAAAGAAGAUUUCGUCUCCAGACGGGUUGCUCUCAGUUUCCAUAUCGUCUGACGUGACGGACAGACAGAGCAAGAACAAAAAAGUUCAGAAAGGAGCAUCACUUCCGGCUAACAGUAGAGGUGGUUUCCUGCGCAGGAGCUUUGUUUCUAAAUUUGUUGCUUGAACUUAUUAUUGUUAUUCAAACACUACAUUACUGAAGAGAAUGACAUUUUUGAUGAUGUUUCUCACAUUCAAAGGUUCGGUCUAUCAGAGAAAAAGUGUAUUUUAAUUGAAAUUGUGACUUGAUCAAUUGUUGACUGAUAAAAUGGUAGACUAUGAUUUAGCUAAAAACUAAAAGUAUUUAUAUACAGCCACAGUCCCAUCUGAAUUAUC